This is a messenger RNA of Biomphalaria glabrata, 759 nucleotides long. RefSeq names its product endoglucanase-like. Lineage: Eukaryota; Metazoa; Mollusca; Gastropoda; Planorbidae. Bases 107 to 709 code for a protein of 200 amino acids. The record is from RefSeq and is a predicted model, not a curated record. The transcript has 5 exons.
CUUGUAAAGCAAAACAAGAUAAGACUUGAAAAUGAGAGAUAAGACUUGUUUGGGAAUAGAAACUUUUUUUUAUUAAAUCUUGUCCUAAUAGUCUCAUGAAGCAGUCAUGUUGCUUCUCAAAGUUUUAGCAUGUAUUUUCUUUACUUUAGAUUUCACUCACGGCUCUCCCAAAUGUGUUAAAGAUGCCGCUGGUGUUUACAAAUUGAAUGGGAAAUCUUGUGCUAGCACCACUCGCUAUAACCUGAGCCAGAGAGGGGGGUGUGGUUGUGGACCAACAGGAUCAACUAAUCCAUUCAACUGGGAGCUGGACAACUUUGUGGCGGCGGUCAACUUAAAAUUCUUUGAUGACAAUGGAGAUAGACAGUUCUGUGGACACGAGUGUGGUGUCUGUGUUAAACUGACCCCAACAGGGGGUUUUGUUGCCGGCAAAGGUCACAGCCCACAUAACCUCACUCCCACUAUUUUCUUAAUAACGAACGUCUGCCCAACUACUGGAACAGAUGAGUGGUGUAAAAUUGGUGGAAAACCUGGCAGUAAUCAAACCAACUCGCACGGCUAUGAAGCUCACUUUGUACUUCAGAACCACAGCAACCAAAUCUCCAACCUCCUAGGGUGGGACAACCCUGAGGUCACGUGGGAGGUAGUCACAUGUCCAUCAGACUUUCAAACCAAGUACCAUCAAUGUGAAUGUUUUAGUGCUGCUGGAUAAUGUGAUAAAGUCUCAAGGGGAAUAAGUCGUUUGAGAUUCACAUCCUGUGA